GUUUAUUCCCUCUACCCAGAUGCGUCAAUUUUUAACAUCUUAUCACUUUCACUUUAUCAUUCUCUCUUAACAGAUGGAUAAUAUUACACAUGUGUGUAUAAAAUUUCUUUUUCUGAACUAUCUGAGAAUGAGUUGCAGACAUUAUGCUCCUUUUCUCCUAAAGCGUCAUUGUGUAUUCCUAAAACAAGGAUUUUCUCCUACAUAGCCUGAGAGUAAAUUAUCAAAAUCAGCAGAUUUAACACUGAUACAAUAGUGUUAUCUAAUCCACAAUCCAUAUUAAUUUUGUCAAGUUCCUAAUGGUGUGCUUUAUUGUUUCCAGUCCAGAACCCAAACCAAGAUCACCCCUUGCAUUUGGUCCUCAUGUCUCUUGGGUGGAACAGUUCCCCAGCCUCUCCAAGGUUGUCAUGGCCACUGAAGUUUUCAAGUCUCAGCAAGUGUUUUUGAGGUGGUCAGGCCAGGAUCAUGUGAUCAGGCGGCAUCUUGGCACUGGGAGUGGGAUUUUCUGCAGCUCCUCAAGAGGUUGUGUAGCAGAGUGGUUAAGUGUGAGGGGUCUGGAAACUAACUGGCUAUGCUCAAGACCUGGCUCUGCUACUUACCAGCUGUGUGAUAUUAGCCACAUUACUUAGCCCCUCUGGGAAUGGAUAUGAUAAUAAUUGUACCUAAUGAAUAGGUUGUAUGUGCUUCUCUGCUAUUUCCACUCCCCAGAGACUGCCGUUCACCAUCCCCGAGCUGGUUCAUGCCUCCCCCUGUCGCAGCUCUGACGGCGUCUUCUAUACAGGCCGGAAGCAGGAUGCCUGGUUUGUGGUGGACCCUGAAUCAGGGAAGACGCAGAUGACCCUGACCACAGAGCGACCCUCUACCCCCCGCCUCUACAUCGGCCGGACGCAGUACACGGUCACCAUGCAUGACCCUAGGGCCCCAGCCCUGCGCUGGAACACCACCUACCGCCGCUACGCAGCAGCCCCCGUGGACGGCUCACCUGGGAAAUACACGAGCUACCUGGCAUCCUGUGGGAUGGGCCUGCUGCUAACGGUGGACCCAGGAAGCGGGGCGGUGCUGUGGACCCAGGACUUAGGCGUACCUGUGGUGGGCGUCUACACAUGGCACCAGGACAGCCUGCGCCAGCUGCCCCAUCUCACACUGGCUCGGGACACCCUGCACUUCCUUGCCCUCCGCUGGGGCCACAUCCAACUGCCCGCCUCAGGCCCCCAGGACACCGCCACUCACUUCUCUGCCUUAGACACCCAGCUGCUGAUGACGCUGUAUGUGGGGAAGGAUGAAGCUGGCUUCUAUGUGUCUAAAGCACUGGUUCACACAGGGGUGGCCCUAGUGCCUCGUGGACUGACCCUGGCCCCCACGGAUGGCCCUACCACAGAUGAGGUGACACUCCAAGUCUCAGGAGAGCGAGAGGGCUCACCUAGCACUGCUGUCAGAUACCCCUCAGGCAGUACGGCCCUCCCUAGCCAGUGGCUUCUCAUUGGACACCAUGAGCCACCCCCAGUCCUGCACACGACCAUGCUGAGAUUCCAUCCCACCCCAGGGAGUGGGACUUCUGGGACCAGACCCUCAGGGGGCACCCAGGCCCCAGCUCUCUUCUUGGAGCUCCUGAGCCUGAGCCGGGAGGAACCUUCGAACCUGGAGCUGCAUCCUGAAGAGAAAACCCCAGACCUGCAUCCAGGACUGGGACCCCAAGACCUGCUGGCAGCCAGCCUCACUGCUCUCCUCCUGGGAGGAUGGAUUCUCUUCCUGAUGAGGCAGCAACAGCAGCUGGCAGAGAAGCAGUGGCAGCAGGCCCCCCUGGCACCUGCAGGCCCGUCUCACAUCUCACAGGAUGCUCAGUCUCAGCCCUCCGGGGCCACCCCACGGAGCCGCAAGAGGUUUCAAAACCCCCCAGAGCAAGACCAGCCACUCGAAGACCCUGAAGCCGAGCAGCUCACCGUGGUGGGGAAGAUUUCCUUCAAUCCCAAGGACGUGCUGGGCCGCGGGGCAGGCGGGACUUUCGUUUUCCGGGGACAGUUCGAGGGGCGGGCCGUGGCGGUCAAGCGGCUCCUCCGUGAGUGCUUCGGCCUGGUCCGGCGGGAGGUGCAGAUGCUGCAGGAGUCUGAUAGGCACCCCAACGUGCUCCGCUACUUCUGCACCGAGCGGGGACCGCAGUUCCACUACAUCGCCCUGGAGCUCUGCCGGGCCUCGCUGCGGGAGUACGUGGAACACCCGGAGACGGACCGCUGGGGCCUGGAGCCCGGGAUGGCGCUGCAGCAGCUGAUGGCGGGCCUGGCCCACCUGCAUUCCUUACACAUAGUGCACCGGGACCUGAAGCCCGGCAACGUCCUCAUUACGGGGCCCGACAGCCAGGGCCGAGGCAGAGUGGUCCUCUCAGACUUUGGCCUCUGCAAGAAGCUGCCUGCUGGCCGCUGCAGCUUCAGCCUCCAUUCAGGCGUCCCCGGUACAGAAGGCUGGAUGGCGCCCGAGCUCCUGCAGCUCCUGCCCCCAGACAGCCCCACCAGCGCAGUGGACAUAUUCUCUGCAGGCUGCGUGUUCUACUAUGUGCUUUCCAGUGGCAGCCACCCCUUCGGAGAGAGUCUUUAUCGCCAGGCAAACAUCCUUGCAGGCUCUCCCUGCCUGGCUCACCUGGAGGAAGAGGCCCACGACAAGGUCAUUGCCUGGAACCUGGUGGAGGCCAUGCUGAGCCCCCUGCCACAGGCUCGUCCCUCUGCUCACCAGGUGCUGGCCCACCCCUUCUUUUGGAGCAGAGCCAAGCAGCUCCAGUUCUUCCAGGACGCCAGCGACUGGCUGGAGAAGGAGCCUGAGCAGGGGCCGCUGGUGACGGCGCUGGAGGCGGGUGGCACCGAGGUGGUCCGGAGUGACUGGCACAAGCACAUCUCGGUGCCGCUGCACACAGAUCUGAAGAGGUUCCGGUCGUAUAAGGGGACGUCGGUGCGAGACCUGCUCCGUGCUGUGAGAAACAAGAAGCAUCACUACAGGGAGCUCCCGGCCGAGGUACGGCAGGCGCUGGGCCCUGUCCCUGACAGCUUCGUCCAGUACUUCACAAACCGCUUCCCACGGCUGCUGCUCCACACGUACCAUGCCCUGAGGAGCUGCGCCUCUGAGAGCCUCUUCCUGCCCUACUAUCCGCCGGCCUCAGGGGCCCAGGCGCUGAGCCUGGGAGCUGCUGGGAGCUGAGCUGGCCUGGCGUCGAAAAGACCAGCAGAGGCUGGGCCGCCAGGGACACCAGAGCAACAGUGUGGCCGGAACCCGGGGGCCAGGCACCCCUCGGGGAACACAAGAAGAAAAAGGAAGAUUCAUAUAUGUUUAAUGUAAUAUAAAGGCAAGGAAAAGACAGUCCCGAAUUCAA
Aethalodelphis obliquidens (Pacific white-sided dolphin) is the source of this 3352-nucleotide messenger RNA. It is a transcript of the gene ERN2, whose product is annotated as endoplasmic reticulum to nucleus signaling 2. Gene Ontology annotation, molecular function: protein serine/threonine kinase activity; RNA endonuclease activity; ATP binding. The transcript has 18 exons. The record is from RefSeq and is a predicted model, not a curated record. Gene Ontology annotation, cellular component: IRE1-TRAF2-ASK1 complex. The coding region runs from base 676 to 3180 and encodes 834 amino acids. NCBI's taxonomy places the organism in Eukaryota, Metazoa, Chordata, Mammalia, Artiodactyla, Delphinidae. Gene Ontology annotation, biological process: protein phosphorylation; mRNA processing; intrinsic apoptotic signaling pathway in response to endoplasmic reticulum stress.